UGACGUCAGGCGUAAACAAGGAUCAGCUGGUGGUCGGUAUGUGCCGCAGGAGGAACUCUUCCCCUUAAUUACACCUACCAUAAGCAGUAUGGUUAGCAAGACGGUGCCUUCUUAAGCGCAUAUCGCACUCCACACUGGCUGUAAGACCCUUCCGAGAGGUUACUUGAGGAAAAUGUCUGUCAGACGGUUGUUGAGGUCGUUGCCGAUGCGGAGGCAGACUGUGGUGGGAGCGCUGGUGGUGGCCACCGUCCUCUUCAUAGUCUACCAGUUUACCUUCGUCGCUGAGCUGAGUGAGUCUAACAAGCCUCGUCAGCAUCACCCAAACUCGCUCAAGCGGCACGUUGACAAGACAGACUCGACUAAGCAGAAAUCCCUCGGUAAAUAUAAGUUGCACCCGAAAGAUGUUCAGGUGCUGAAGACUGACGGUGAGAGCAAGAAGUCCAUGAAGGGCGAGAGUGGGUCUGUGCUCAAGGAGCAGCAGCCACCACCAGCCAGGAACACUGGCAAGACUAAAGGUGUCUCGAACCCUGACGACCUAGUACACUCCCAGGGCAAGAAGGGUGCGGGGUCACAGGCGGGUUUGAGGACAACGUUUAAGUGCGUUACGUCGGGAAAAGUGAUUUCGCAGAGUAAAGUAAACGAUGACUAUUGUGACUGCCCAGAAGAUGGCUCUGAUGAACCAAGAACAAAUGCCUGUGUUAAUGGGAAGUUCUCGUGCCUCAAAUUUAUAAAAGCCUUCCCAGAAUCAAUUCCCUCGGCAUGGGUGAACGAUGGUGUUUGUGACUGCUGUGACGGGUCAGAUGAAUGGAAGAUGAGGAAGGUUGAAUCGGCCCUUCCUCUGCAGCUGCAGGAGAAGGUUGGACGUUACUUGUCGCCGUGUCCAGAUCGCUGCCCAGAAAAACAGAAUAAGGCUCUGAACUAACCGAUGCAGCCAUCAUGACCCAACUAGCAGAAAAACUAAGUAAAAAAAUCUUCAUGAUGCCCAGGAAGCCUGGAGCCACCAAAUGUGAGACAAACACACAGCUAACACGCAGUCUUAGCUUGAUGAGGGUGAAGGGAGUGUUGAUAGCCCAUGAAAAUGAGAGAACAAUUCUUCCCUAAGUAAAAAUUCAGUUAAAGGUGCUGGGCUCUGUCUCUACACAAGUUUGUGUCAUCAAAGUACCUCCCACCAGUGGGAGGUACUGAGAGAACCUGCCUAAAAAUAUUCUGAAGUUUAAAUUCAUUAAAUUUACAUUAUAAACUGUAUACAGUAUUAGAAUUGAGCAAUAUCAUAUAAACAUGAUUUUAAAUAAUGCUACCAACUGCUGUCACGUUAUUUCUACUUUAUUGGUUUUGUCAUACAAUACUGCUUUGAUAUUGCUCUUAUAUAAUAAUUUUAAAUUACCUGAUGGUCACCAUAUAAUGCUUGCAACAGCGUCAGGAAGGUUCUAUUUAUCCUAAUAAUUUGUUCAAGCUAUAUUUUGAACUGUAACACUCUUAAACUGUUGAGAGUUUAUUGUACUCUGGAUACAAAAUCAGCAUUGAAUAUAAUGAAAUUCCUCUUUCUGGAUGAGCCCCAGUGACUCCCUCACUGAGAUGGCUCCCAACAGCUAGGUCACAUCAGCCAGAGUUCUGUUUGACUACCAGUGGACCAGGCCCUCCUCACAGAGGCAGAGAGAGUAGGUGAACCACCACCCCACUAUGAAAACAUUCAGAAAGUCAUCCAACCAAUACAAACCACUGCUAGGUCCAAAGAGACUAAAACCUCAAAACUGUCAAACUCCCCAAACAAUGUAAACAAAUCUCUCAAACUUAGCACGAGUUCAUAACCCUCCCACCCCACCCCCUCUGCCAAUAGGGGAGGGGGGGACCUGGAGUUUCAACGGUGGCGAGGUAAUAUCAACACAAGCAAUAGUGUCUCUGCCAAGUCCACACAACACAAAGUGGACAAAAAAACAUGUCCAUGAAGCUAAAAUACAGAAUAAAUACCAAGCAAAUUGUCCCCCAGCAGGACAAAGUCCAAGGAUGGCUGGUAAUUAGCCGAGACGUAGCGGGACCUGCGUGGCUAGUUGACGACUAGGGAACCCUACAGUGGACAAGUGAUGGUGUCCACAUCAGCGACGGAACUAACUUUGAAUUCUGAGGCAGACAUUGCUCUACCCCCUCACCCCCCUACUGGCAGAGAUUAGUGCUUAUGUGCUGGUGCUAGUUUCCAGAUUGGAUCGUUUGUUUACAUUGUUUGGAGAGUUAAUUCAGCAGUUUCAAUGCUUUGGUCUUUUUUUUUUUUUGAACCCAGAAGUAGUCUGCAUUGGAACGCUAACUACCUGGCUGCUUUCUCGGUGGGGUGGUGGAGCAUCACCCACUCUGCCUCUGUGAGGUGGGGCCAGGUUGUAGCUUGUAGGCCAAACAGAACUCAACAGCUGGUGUGACCUAAUAGUUGGUAGCCAUUUAUUUCUGUUAGAUAGCUUUAGGGAGCUAUCAUGGGCUUCCCAGAAAAGCAUCUCUUGUUGUCUGUCACAUUGAGGCUAGGUAUCUUAAAACUUAAUGUAUUGCUUCUGGUGUGAGCCAAGCUGUACCUUUUUAAAGAAGUGAUUUUGAUUAUUGUCUUCUAGGUUAUUUUGUGUAUAAAAGUUAACAUAGUUCAGGGAUAUUUUUCCAGGUGAAUGACAUAUUUUCGUAUCCAUGCUUGGAUACAAUAAUCCAGGAAAGGUACACAAAACAUUUUAAUAACAAGAUGACCAAUUUCUUUUAAGUCAAUGACUGCUGGACUAUUAUUUUGAGAUUCCAAUUUUUUCAAUAAGUUUCAAGGCUGUGCUAUUAAUAUGUAGUAUUGUACUGUACUGUCAUGUGCAAGGCAUUGAAAUAUUAACUAUGCCACUGAACCAUCAAAGAUAGUGGCCAUCAAGUAAGCACAACUGGAAUACAAUUAUCAACGGUAUCAUUUGCAAUGUUAACAAACAAGCAUUACAGUACCUCAAUA
Procambarus clarkii (red swamp crayfish) is the source of this 2959-nucleotide messenger RNA. RefSeq lists its product as uncharacterized. The record is from RefSeq and is a predicted model, not a curated record. Gene Ontology annotation, molecular function: protein binding. Lineage: Eukaryota; Metazoa; Arthropoda; Malacostraca; Decapoda; Cambaridae. Gene Ontology annotation, biological process: N-glycan processing. Gene Ontology annotation, cellular component: glucosidase II complex.